AUGCAGCGGAUCUGUGAAUGUGGCCAAAAGAGAUUAGAUGAUUGUACCGGAAGCCCUAUGGGAGAGAAACUUCUCAUCGAUGCGAAGAAUUACACCAAUGAAGGCAUUUCGUUUUUGAUCCAAAGCGGGAAGUUCAGCUCAAGUAGAAUUUUAGCAAACGUACGUCAUGUUUGCAGGAAAAUACCCAACGCCAACGGAGGUACGCCCAAACCACUUAGUUUGACACGACGGAAGCAACAUCCCACCAACGGACUCCUCCCGUUGCUGCUCAAUCAGGUUGUUCAGAAUCUCGCGAGUGUCAAUGUUCCGACGUUUAUCCGACCGGAUAAUGAACCACCACCACCAACGAAAUCAAGCUUGUUUCUGAAUCUUUCUUCUCUUCCGUCCUCUUCCUACUCUGUAUGCGUAUCAACGGCGUCAAUAUCAUCAACAUCGAAGUACCCUUCAAAAUCUCUGUGCAAGGAUUCAACAUUGCACAUCUGGAAAUUUCGGUGGAGUCGUCGAAAGCUUGUACCCCAUGCUCUUAAUGUCGUGGAUCCAGCUGCAGCCCUGCAGCAACGGCCAAACAUCACCAUUAAGGAAGAGUUCUCGAAAGACCACCAUCCAGCCAUCCUACCUUGA
Botrytis deweyae is the source of this 621-nucleotide messenger RNA. RefSeq lists its product as uncharacterized. The coding region runs from base 1 to 621 and encodes 206 amino acids. The record is from RefSeq and is a predicted model, not a curated record. NCBI's taxonomy places the organism in Eukaryota, Fungi, Ascomycota, Leotiomycetes, Helotiales, Sclerotiniaceae. The transcript has a single exon.